Thrips palmi is the source of this 624-nucleotide messenger RNA. Its product is annotated as U1 small nuclear ribonucleoprotein 70 kDa-like. Bases 1 to 624 code for a protein of 207 amino acids. NCBI's taxonomy places the organism in Eukaryota, Metazoa, Arthropoda, Insecta, Thysanoptera, Thripidae. The record is from RefSeq and is a predicted model, not a curated record. The transcript has a single exon.
AUGCGUCCUUCGCGCCUCGCGACGCUGCGUCGUAAGGACCAAGAACGCAAGGACCAAGGAAUCAACAAGGACCAUGGCCCAAGGCCCGAGGACGCAAGAACCAUGGAUGCAAGGACCGAGGAUCAAGGACAAGACCCAAGGACCAAAGGACGCAAGACCAAGGACGAAGGGCCAUGGACCAAGAACCCAAGGACACAAGGACCAAAGACCCAAGGACCCAAGGAAGGACCCAGGGACGUAAGGACCAGGUGCCAAGGACGCAAGGACCAAGGACGCAAGGACCCAGGGACGCAAGGACCGAGGACGCAAGGACCCACGGACGCAAGGACCCAGGGACGCAAGGACCGAGGACGCAAGGACGCAAGGACCCAGGGACGCAAGGACCCAGGGACGCAAAGACCGAGGACGCAAGGACCGAGGACGCAAGGACCGAGGAUGCAAGGACCGAGGACGCAAGGACCGAGGACGCAAGGACCCAGGGACGCAAGGACCAAGGACGCAAGGACCCAGGACGUAAGGCGACGUAAGGACAAAGGACGCAAGGACCAAAGACGCAACGACGCAAGGACCACGGACCAAGGACGCAGGACGCAAGGACCAAGGCGGCGCGGAGCGCGGAAGUAG